AACCACCAUGUCCUCCACGUCGCCAGACGUGCAGCUCGUCAUCGUCUUCAAGGCCACCCCGUCCACCUCGUUCUCGAAACAACAGGUCCGUGAGGAGGCCGCAAAGGCGGAGACUCAGUACACCGCUCUCCUCGAUACUCUUCACAAUGCUGGCCUUUACGCCGUCGGUCGUCGGGGCGAGAAGCAGGGACAGCUUAUCGUUCUUGUUCGUGCGUCGAAACAGCAGCUUACUAAAUUAAUACAGCGUGAAAGACAUUCCGACUUUCUCAAUGGUCUCAGCACUGCCAGUCUGCCUGGAAAUGAUCGCGAACUUGACCCAAGCCAGCUCUCUCCCUCUGACCGUCUACGGCUGGUUCACGAAUACAUCACCACAACCCCAGACGAUGGCGGUCUCGGCGUCAGUCCUGAUUCCCAAAUUUGGGAUCGUGUAGAGUCUAUCAUGACUAUUCACGACCCAGAGUUCAACGAGGCAUGGCUGCGCUCUCUCACCAAGCGUCACAUCCGUUUCGAGCAGCUUGAUACCAUCAGAAGCGAGUUCGGCGAGGCUGUAGCAUUCUACUUCGCCUUCCUCGUUUCGUACACCCACGCAUUGAUCCCGGUCGCUGCAGCCGGCGUCCUCUUCCACUUCUUCGGAACACCAUAUUCCAUCCCAUACUCCGUCUUCCUUUUCGUCUGGUCUGUCGUCUUCACAGAAUGGUGGCGGAUCAAAGAGCGAAUGUUCGCAGUACGCUGGGGCACCCAGGGAUCCUUCCGCGUGGAGAAACGGAGAGCACAGUUUACCGAACCGAUUCCAUGGUGGAAACGCGAACUGAGAAUGCUCGUUAGCCUACCAGUCAUACUUCUUUUCGCCGGAGUCCUCUUCGCGCUCCUUACAGCCAUCUUCGUCUUCGAAGCAUUCGUGACGACGAUCUAUACAGGUCCCGGACAUCAAUAUAUCUCACUUGUACCCACCAUACUUUUCGUCGUCGCCGUCCCCCAAUUCAUGUCAGUUUACCUGUCCCUCGCCGAUCGCCUCACCGUCUGGGAAAACCACCGCCACCAAUCCUCCUUCGACUCCUCCAUAACCAUCAAGACCUUCUCCCUCUCCGCCAUCGUAGCCUACCUCGGCCUCGCCCUCUCCGCCUUCGUCUACGUCCCCUUCGGCGAAUCCAUCAUGUCCUUCGUCCAACUCCACGCCUUCCACUCCUCCACCUCCUUCGCCUCGCGGGUACCAACCACCGGCCUCAACACCACCCUCACAACCGCAGGUGGGAAGCUAAGUGCCGCAUCGGAGAAGAUCCCGGCGGGGCAAUAUCAUCAGUUGUUCGAGACGGACGUGAUGGAGGGGAAGAAUAAGUUGAAUCGGAGCAGGCUGCAGAACCAGAUGUUCGCGUUCACGGUCACGAAUCAGGUCAUCGGGACGUUCCUCGAGGUCGGUAUGCCGUAUAUUAUGCGUGCGGUGGAGUCGUUCAGAGCGGGCAAGGGCGUCACGGGCGGGAAGAAGAGGUCGAAUUCGGGGAGUGUGGCGGGGAGUGGUGGGGCGGCGGGGAAGAAGAAGAGGGUCGGGUUCGCGGAGGGUGAGGGUGGUAGUGGUAGUGGGAAGGAGGAGAGGGAGUUUUUGGAGAGGGUGAGGAACGAGGUCGCGUUGCCUGAUUAUGGACUGUUUGCGGAUUAUAGCGAGAUGGUGACACAGUUCGGGUACGUCGUCUUAUGGUCGACUAUCUGGCCUUUGGCGCCCGCGAUGGCACUAGUGAACAACAUCUUCGAACUCCGUUCCGACGCCUUCAAAAUCGUAACCCACUUCCGUCGUCCCCUCCCGCACCGCGCAGACACGAUCGGCCCCUGGCUCUCAUGUCUCUCCUUCCUCACCUGGCUCAGUGCCCUGACCAACUCCGCCCUCGUCUACCUCUUCCGUCCCGCCUCGUCUGCCAUCCCACUCUCUACCGUCCUCGAGCGCGAACACGCUUUCACCGCGGGCGGUCUCGCCACCGGCCAUGACCAUGAUUCUUCUGCUGAUGGCACGACGGAUGUGGUGGCGUUGGCGAGGACGAGAGAUUUGUAUUUGACGGCGUUGUUGAUCGCGUUGGGUGCGAGUCAUGGGUAUAUUAUCUUGCGAGUCGCCGUUAAACAUCUGUUGGAGAGGGUGGUGUGGAAGGGAAGCAUGGAGGAGGAGUUGGUCGAGGCGUCGGCUAAAGUCGUGAAGGAGAAGUAUUUGAAGAGUGUGGGCGUUGAGGUCGGGAAGCCGCAUUUACCGGGACAGACGCUGGGCGGAGCGGAUCCGUUGAAGGUGGGAGUGGAUGGGCUGGGGAGCGUGGUGGAUGAUGGGGAGGGUGGGAUGAAGGUUAGGCCGGAGAAGGUUAGGAUUGGGGAGGUGAGGGAGGAGGGGGUUAGUUCGUUUUGGGAGAGCGAUGAGGGGUUGGGGGAGAUUAGGAGGGCGCUGAAGGAUGCGUGAUGCGUGAUCUGUGUGUGUGCAUUUAUGAGAACCUGUUUGUUCUCGUUCGAGCUUUGCAGCAGCAGCCCCAUUCACGAUUGCUUGUUUUGCUUGCUGUGUUCGUCACCCUUUUUUUUCCCCUUACCAUAUGCUUUCUUCAUCUUCGCGUCGUCUCUGCCGAUGCAUAUUUCUUUUACGAACUCGGACCAUCAUUGGACUUAUUGAUAUACAGUGGAUGUACGUGAAUUUCUUAGCAGUGUAGAGUAUGUACACAUACAAUUCGUACCUACGCAUACGCAUUAAGACAUAUUUCUAGCGC
Stereum hirsutum FP-91666 SS1 is the source of this 2729-nucleotide messenger RNA. Its product is annotated as DUF590-domain-containing protein. Gene Ontology annotation, cellular component: cortical endoplasmic reticulum. The coding region runs from base 8 to 2431 and encodes 807 amino acids. Lineage: Eukaryota; Fungi; Basidiomycota; Agaricomycetes; Russulales; Stereaceae. Gene Ontology annotation, biological process: chloride transmembrane transport. The record is from RefSeq and is a predicted model, not a curated record. The transcript is spliced from 5 exons. Gene Ontology annotation, molecular function: ubiquitin-protein transferase activity; chloride channel activity.